This is a messenger RNA of Pseudoliparis swirei, 5238 nucleotides long. It is a transcript of the gene tent4a, whose product is annotated as terminal nucleotidyltransferase 4A. Gene Ontology annotation, biological process: RNA 3'-end processing. The record is from RefSeq and is a predicted model, not a curated record. Gene Ontology annotation, cellular component: nucleolus; TRAMP complex. Gene Ontology annotation, molecular function: mRNA binding; poly(A) RNA polymerase activity. The transcript is spliced from 13 exons. The coding region runs from base 329 to 2815 and encodes 828 amino acids. Lineage: Eukaryota; Metazoa; Chordata; Actinopteri; Perciformes; Liparidae.
GGGGGGGGGGGCGCAGUCGUUGUUUAAGAAAUCCCUCGUAGUGCGCAUGCGCAUAGAUUUGAAGCGAAUACGCCAUAUUGAAUUCCCGUAGGAAACGGCGAGCAUUUUUCACCCCCCCCCUCCCCCUCCCCUCAGCUAGCGGUGUAAAGGGGGACACUUCAUCAAUGGUCCCGAUUCGGUUUCAUGUUUAAACAUUUCUCUUCUCGUCGGAGCACGCUGGGGUACAGAGGCAGCGGCACCGGCUCACCACGGGCUCGGUAGAGACUUGUAGUGAGGGGGGGGAGAGGGGGGAGGAGGGGGGGGGGUGUUACCAGAGAAAAGAAGUUGAAUGGAUCCGAGGGUCGCUUGGAUUCAGCCCGAACAGAAAGGACCUGCGAACGCCUUAUGGAUGCACGUCUGGGAGACCUCUCAGGGAGUGCGGACGCUCUCCGCGCAGCACCAGCUCCUCCACAACCAGAACCGCAACCAGUGCGUGAGUUACGCGGCGCUGGACGUUUUAAAAAAUGUGGCGGCGGCCGCGGUGGCAUCGAGCAGGAGCGUCUGCGGCAGUAACGGUAUCCUCGCGGCUGCCAGUUCGAGCAACGGCGGCGGCGGCCAUCGCGGCGGCGUCAUGAACGGAACCGCCGCGAUGUCCUCGCUCGGUAUCGCGCUGUCCAACGGGAACGUACGGAACUCUUUCAGCGCGACGAGCGUGGCCGAGCCGGGCGAGGGAAAGACCCCGACCCAGAAGACGUCGGGACCCGUGUCCUCCUCCUCCUCGCAGGAACCCCGGGCCGACAGCCCCCCUUCCGGCUGCUCGCUCGACAGGACUCCCGGUGGAAAUAUGCCGGGCGCCGUUCUUAAUAAUAAUACUAACGUCGGUGCUGCCGGUUUGCUCUUCAACGCGAGGGACGUCAUGGACAAUAAUGUCAACCUCUACCAUCUCCACCAUCUCCACCACCAUCACCAUCACCACCACCACCACCGUCACCUACAGGAGCAGCCGGCUUUCAAUCUACAGCAGAUUUGUGUGAAACGCCAUCAGGUCCAACCGUCAAUUUUACCCGUAAACCACACACACAAUCACCACCCGGGCCGGAGGAAAAGUGACAACAAGGCGAGCACUUAUGGGAUGAAUUACUUGCUUUCAAACUGCACUAACGGCAACUACGCGAGCACUUGGACGCCCUGGAAGACGAGGAAGUACAACCCGGGGGUCCUCGGACUCCACGAGGAGGUGAUGGACCUCUACAACUUCAUGUCUCCUCGGCCAGAGGAAGCGGCGAUGAGGAAGGAGGUGGUGAACCGGAUAGAGACGAUCAUAAAGGAGCUGUGGCCCACUGCAGAUGUUCAAAUAUUUGGCAGCUUCAGCACCGGCCUGUACCUUCCGACCAGCGACAUCGACCUGGUGGUGUUCGGGAAGUGGGAGCGCCCCCCGCUGCAGGAGCUGGAGCAGGCGCUCCGCAGGCACAACGUGGCGGAGCCGUUCUCCAUCAAAGUGCUGGACAAGGCCACCGUGCCCAUCAUCAAGCUGACGGACCAGGAGACCGAGGUGAAGGUGGACAUCAGUUUCAACAUGGAGACGGGCGUCAAGGCGGCGAGCUUGAUCAAAGAUUAUGUAACGAUGUUCCCCGUGCUGCCGUACCUGAUCUUUGUGCUGAAGCAGUUUCUGCUGCAGAGAGAUCUCAACGAGGUUUUCACCGGAGGGAUCAGCUCCUACAGCCUGAUCCUCAUGGCCAUCAGCUUCCUGCAGCUCCACCCUCGCAUCGACGCGCGGCACCCCGGGGAGAACCUGGGCGUGCUGCUCAUCGAGUUCUUCGAGCUGUACGGGCGCCACUUCAACUACCUGAAGACGGGGAUCCGCAUCCGGAGCGGCGGCGCCUACAUCGCCAAGGAGGACAUGAUGAGGGCCAUGACCACGGGCUACCGGCCCUCCACGCUCUGCAUCGAGGACCCGCUGCUGCCAGGGAACGACGUGGGCCGCGGCUCGUACGGCGCCAUGCACGUGAAGCAGGUGUUCGACUACGCCUACACGGUGCUGAGUCACGCCGUGUCGCCGCUCGCCCGCUCCUACCCCAACAACGACGCCGAGAGCACCUUGGGGAGGAUCAUCCGGCUGACCCAGGAGGUCAUUGACUACAGGGAGUGGAUCAUCAAGAAGUGGGGGGGCAGAGACAACCGAGCGGCCCCUCCCAAGGAGCCGGAGCCGGAGCCCGGCGUGCUGGGCGGCGUGGAGGAGCAGAGGGACUCGGCCUCGCCGCACAGCGCCGACUCGCCCAUGUCCGUCUCCAGCCCCCAGCAGCACUCCUCGGCCUCCUCCGUGUCCUCGCUGUCUGGGUCGGACAACGACUCUGACUCGGCGGCGCCGCCCCCCGCCAUGCCGCCGUACCCCUCCUUCCCCCCUCUGGGCCUGGCGUUGCCGCCGGGCCUCAACAUGGCCGCCUGCAAGCCCGGCAUGGGCGGACCCCACCUGCUGCUGCACCCAGGCUCACAGGCUCGCGUCUCGCUGCCCGGUGGUCUAGCGAUGCACUCCAUACCUGGCAGACAGGUGUGUAUAGACACCGGGCUCCCCCCCUUCUUCCACAUGCCCCCCCCAGCCCAUAUUUAUGCCCCCGCCCCCUCGAGCCCCCAGGCUCCGCCCAGCCCCCACCACUCCUCCUCCGGCCACGCCCACAAGAACGGAGCCAAGUUCAACGUGAAGGGUUUCCACAGCCCUCCGCUGGUGAACAACCCGGUGCUGGUGAACCGCGGACACACUCACAGCCACACUCAGUACCACCGCAGCACCUGGCGGCGCCGGAAGAGGGAAAGCCUCCCGGUCAGCCUCAGCAGAUAGAACACCCCCCCCCCCCCCACACACACCCUCUUUAGCUCCGCCUCUUCGGUUGCAGAACCCAUAUCUCUCUUCCUUUUUCUCCUGCAUGACUUCAGUCCAUACUUUAGUAGUUUCAGUCGUUUGUCCUCUUUUGUUUCAGGUCUUUUUUGGGGGGUUAUUUUUUGUCAGACUUGGUUGAGACGCCAUCGCCAAGGUCACGAGACCUCAUCUUGACCCCUAGUCUUGACCUAGUCUUGACCUAGUCUUGACCUUGUCUUGACCCUAUCUUGACCCCUAGUCUUGACCCCUAGUCUUGACCUUGUCUUGACCCCUCACAGCCGAGCUGUUUAAACACUUAAGAACAAAAAUGUUUUUCAUUUUUUUCAUUUGUGCAAUAAUGUUAUUUUUCAUUUUUUGGGGGGGAACUAAAGUAAAUGCUUAUUUAAUUUUGUGUGUUUGAAUGUAAAAGCAUUUUUAUACAGUUUUAUUUUUGUAGAGUUUUAAACUUUUGUUUACGAAACAUUUUCCCCAGGCAGCACAUCUCUGGAGUGUGUGUGUGUGUGUGUGUGUUGAGAGAGACGCCCCUUCCCCCUGCCAUCUUUUGACUCCCUUCCUUACUCGUGUUGUUGGGUUUGAUAAAGAGAGGCGGGGCCAGGAGGGGAGGCGGAGCUCUUCUCCUCCAUGGAUGAGUCGGGUUGACUGAGUUGAGGAUGUAAUCCCCUCGCGGCCCACCAGGGGGAGCUCUCCAGUGGUUUGUGUGUCGUGUCCCUCGUGGCCUGCUCGUUUGUGUCUUUGCCAACUUUCUCUGCGCGGGCGGCGAGUUCUUUUUAAAAGAACGGCGUCCAGAGCGCAGAGUUAAAAAGAAAAAGAAAUAUAUAUAUAUAUAUAUAUACCCGCUCGUGUCCUUUAAUUUACGUCGUCGUCUUCCGUGACGCAUCGGAGGAGGAGGAGCGGCUCGAAGAUGAAGAGUUAAAGGGGUGGCGUGGCGGAGGAACGAGGUCAGCUCAUCAACACGCGACACGGUUUCCUCCUCGUGUUCCUGGACAGAGGGAACGAGGAGCGCCGGUCUUCCUGAGCGUCGGACCCUCGCGAUGAGAGGAACUUUCUCUUGAUUCCUCUCCGGAGUCUCGUGGACAUUUUGAUCGCCAGGUACUUCCGCCAAUUGUUUCCAACGCCUUCCUUUGUGUGUUUUACUUGGAGAGUGUGUGUGUGUGCGCGUACACACGUCCACGAGCACAACGCGAAUUACACACACACACACACACACACACACUGGUGUUAUUACUAUGCAAGUGGAUUAUUCUAAUUAUUGUGUCAAAUUUUUUUUAAAUGACAAACUACUUGUUGGACUGAGGUCAUGUGACUGACUGUCUAGACUUACACAAGCCAACUUGUGUGAAGCUACAAGUCCAUCCACUGACCCCCCCCCCCCUCCCUUAGUAUCUCUAAGAAGGUCCUGCUGUGCUUCAAAAGUCUAGUUUUCUACAUCAGUCAGUCAAACGUGAGGAAUGCUUGUGUAAGUGGUCUGGGGUCUGUGUAGUGAGUGUGUGUGUGUGACAAAGUGAAACGCGUGUGUGAGACCUUUUAAUUAGACCCUCGAGUGUGCGAGUGCACCCCCCCAAGAGAGAGAGCGACUUGCCCUCUGCAGGUGCACUUCAGCAGGGCCCCCCCCCCAUGUCAUCUCCCCAUCUCUUUGUCGUCUUUUCUUUCUUUUUCCUAAACCAUGGCAACUCUGACCCCCCCCCAGUCACAACUGCACCUCCCGCUUCAGUCACAUCUCGAUGAGUGAGUUUUGUUUUUGACCAGCGGCUCAAAUCAGACGACGAGCUCAUCGUCACGCCACUCUCACCUUUUAAAGACUUUGACUGGGAAGAAAAACAUAACAAUAAAAUCAUUUUGGACCCUAUGGGGGGGGGGGGGGGGUAUUCCCAUCACGUUGGCGCAUGAAAUGCUCCGUCACAAGAAAUCCUACGUAUUAUAAACGAGGUUAAAUGUAGUUUCAGGCCUUUUUCACAUCUGGCUGAAUUCAUAAAAAAAAAAAUAUUUAAAAAAAAGGAGAUUAAAUUGUUGAUGGGAGGUUGUUGACUGGGUUACGAGUUGCCUGCAGCAAAACACUUGCAGUAAUCCGAAGGAAAGUCUGUACGGCAUUCCCACGUACAUAUAGAUGCAAUGUAAUAUUACUCCCCCCCCCAUCCCUUUGCAAUGAGGGAUUUUAAAGUGGCGGCUGCUGUUUAGCGAGAGGUGGCAGCCCCUCGUUGUCCUGGCUGAUACGUGUGAGCAGUGGCCCCUCUGGAUGAGCACGGAGCUACCGGUGCCAGAGGGAGACGCACUGCCCAGCUUGUGGUGGUUGUUGUUGUUGUUGCUCUUUUUUUCUUUUUUUGGACAUUUUUAUGUAAAUAUAUUUUUUUCUAUUUUAUUUUUUAAUAAACAUUUAAAAACUGCCA